GAAUAAUCCAGCGCUGGGUAUGGCAGUAGGGCUUUACUAUGGUUUUUAACGGUCCACCGGAAUAUUCAAUGGCUUUUAGCUCGGCAAGUGCGGCAAAAAUGUGCGCAAAGUUGUUUUUGUUUAAACUAUACGUUGACCAGAUCCAGGGAAUUGCAUAAAGACGCACAAUUUUUUUAACAGGCACGUUCCUUUUGUCCGAAAAUAAUAUCGAAACGAAAAAAAAAAAGGUGUGUAGCUGUGCAAUUUUUGGCACGAGCAUUGCCCCAACGUUAAAACGCAAAUAGAAAAGGAAUAAAAAAAGAGGAAGCAAUCGUGAUUUUUUUCACGUUACAAAUCUUUCCACACUAUGGAUUCGUCUACGCAAGAGGAAAUCAGGUCAGUUGUGCAACGACAGUGAACAAACGAACAUCGGCUACAGCCACUUGAAAAUCAAGUUGGAAGAAAGUUAUAGUUUUGAUUAGAGAAUGGCUGGUCGAAAGGAAAUCAACUCCGACAGACGUCAAGUUGAACAGAAAGACGAUGGGGGAAAUUCGAGUGACGUCGCACCGGAUGGAGGAUACGGCUGGAUUGUUACGGCAGCCAGUUUUCUCUGCAUCCUCAUUUCAGAUGGAAUUCUCUACUGUUUUGGAUUAAUACUUUCGGAAGCGGAGCGCAUUUUUAACGAGCCCGUCGCUAAAGUCGCGUGGGUCUUCUCAAUUAUUAACGCCAUUUCCUAUCUCUCAGGUCCGAUUGCUUCCGCUUUAAGCAACCGGUUCGGCUUUCGUGCCGUCAUCCUAACUGGCAGUGUUUUUGGUUUCCUCGGCCUGGCCACUUCUAGUUUGGCACAGUCGAUCGACAGUUUGUUUUUAACACUCGGUCUACUUUAUGGGAUCGCAACGUGCCUAGUUUUCACACCAAUCAUCGUAGGUGUGGGCCUGUAUUUCGAUAAAAGGCGAGCGUUGGCCACCGGAAUCGCAGUCUGUGGUUCCGGAGCUGGCACUUUUAUUUUUGCUCCGGUCGUUAACUGGCUAUUGGAAACGUACGCAAUCAGAGGGACCUUUCUUAUAUUGAGUGGGAUUUACUUAAACUGUGCGAUUCUUGGCUCUUUGAUGAUACCAUUGAAGCCUCAACGAAGCAAAAGAAUCGAACUUGUUACCCAAGAUUCUGCUGAAAUGGUCACACAACCUCUGAUUAUGGAACAAUUCCAAUGGAACACUAAAUUCGAGUUAAAGACUCUAGACCAAGGAAACUCAAUUAAAAGCAGCUAUUCUAUAAAACAGUGCGUAGAAAGAAGUGGAUUGAAACUGGCUGAGAAUUGUCUUUGGAAUUUCGUCCAAUUGUUUAAAUUUUCCUUGUUCCGGUCACCCACCUUUGUCGUCAUUUGCUUCUCUAGUUUCUUCCAGUCUUUCGGAUGGUUGGUUCCCUUCAUGUAUCUAGCAGCUCACGCAGUCAGUAUGGGAAUAUCGAAAGAGGAGGCUUCGUUCCUACUCUCAGUUGUUGGAAUAUGUAGCAUGAUAGGACGCAUCAUCAAUGGAUGGCUUUCUGACCAUCCCAAGGUUAGUGUUCUUCUCCUCAAUAAUAUCGGAUUGUCCAUCUCCGGUUUGCUGAUUAUAUUUUGCCCAUUCUUCGUCUCCUAUCAUUUGCUUGUCAUUUUUUCCAUCAUCCUUGGGUUAGCUACGUCGUGCACCGCCGUUACGCGGCCCAUUUUACUGGGUGAAAUGUUGGGCAUGGAGAAUGUUAACAAUGCCUAUGGAUUCAUGCUCGUGUUUUAUGGAAUUGCUACUCUGUUUGGAACACCUGUUGCAGGUUUGCUAUACGACAGUUUAGGUGAUUAUCAUGGUGCCUUUUAUCUUGCCGGAUCGUCUGUCCUUCUCUCCGCAUUAAUAUGUUAUCCACUUGGAACAAUUAACCGCCGGGAGAAGAAGUUAAAUUCCAGGAAGUGAAGGAUUCAUUUAAAACAAUUCCGUUUACCAAUAACUUUAUCUAUUGACUUUCAGCAGCUAUGUGUACAACUGGUUUAAAUUCAAAACCAGACCGCCUUCCAUUUUGCCAACCUUACUGAUGAAAUAUAUUUAUGAUUAAGA
Molecule: messenger RNA, 2063 nt
Organism: Daphnia magna
Lineage: Eukaryota; Metazoa; Arthropoda; Branchiopoda; Diplostraca; Daphniidae
Product: monocarboxylate transporter 12
Exons: 8
Coding region: 465-1922 (485 amino acids)
Biological process (GO): transmembrane transport; monocarboxylic acid transport
Molecular function (GO): monocarboxylic acid transmembrane transporter activity
Source: RefSeq, a predicted model, not a curated record